AUGUGGAAGUGUGUUCUACUUGUAUUUUGUAGUAUUCUAAUAUUGGUGCAGGGCCAAGAUGAUUGGCUACAGGUGAACAUUACUCAAGGACCGGUGCGCGGGCGUAAGGAUCCUAACGGUGGUCUCUACGUGUUCUAUAACAUUCCAUAUGCUACUGCGCCCACCGGGAGAGAUAGAUUCAAGGCUCCCCUUCCCCCUCCUGUAUGGAUGUCACCGCUAGACGCUGUUAAUAGAAACAUCCGCUGCCCGCAACCCAACGUACUAGAGCACACUCAGGAAGAUUGCCUGGUAGUCAACCUGUUCGUCCCUGAUACCACAGACACUAAUCUACCUGUCUUGGUGUUUGUCCAUGGAGGAGCUUUUCAGAAUGGUCACGGCCUUUCUGACCAAUAUCGAGAAUUAGUGCGAACCAAUAGACUAAUAGCAGUUUCAUUUAACUAUAGAAUAGGUGUCCACGGGUUCCUAUGUCUUGGCACUGAAGGUGCUCCUGGUAACGCAGGAAUUAAGGAUCAGGUAGCAUUACUACAUUGGGUAAACACCAACAUUGCCAAAUUUGGAGGUAAUCCACAAGAUGUGACCCUAGCCGCCUGCAGUGCGGGUUCUGGUGCAGUAGAUGUCUUAACACUCUCAAGUGCUACGACAGGUCUGUUCCAGAAAGCUAUUCUGGAGAGCGGCAGCAGUACAGGAGCUGUUGGUGUAAUAAUUGAUCCCAUCCAAAACGCUAAAAAUUAUGCAAAGGUGCUGAAUUUUGAUAAUGUUGAUGAUUUAGAUAGUUUAGAAGAAUUUUACAGAAAUGCUCCGUUUCAACUGUUAACUUCACGUGUUGAUGAAAUAGUAGAUAAUAAGGAUACUGCUGUUCGAUUUGCUCCCUGCGUGGAACGAGAUAUAGGCCAGGAGCGAGUUAUUACGGACGCACCAAUGAAUGUCAUUAAACGCGGUAACUACACCAAGGUCCCUUUGCUAUACGGAUUUACAAAUAUGGAAGGCGCGAUGAGACUUCCUUAUUUUGAUGACUGGAAAGUUCAAAUGAAUGAGAAAUUCUCAGAUUUCUUACCAGCGGAAUUGCAUUUUGAUAACGACGAGGAGAAAGAACAGGUUGCUCAGAGAGUCAAACAAUUUUAUUUUGGAGAUAGCGACGUGAGUGAAGACACCAUAGAACAAUUUCUUCUGUACUUUACUGAUGUUUUAUUUGCGUAUCCAAUGUUGAAAUCUUUGUCAGCUCGAGUAGAAGCUCUUGGUGACACAAUUUAUCUGUUUGAGUACUCGUUUGUGGACGAAGAUACACCAAGUUUUCCUCAUACUAAUGUUCGUGGAGCUCAGCAUUGCUUCCAAUCAAGAGCAGUUCGUGAUCAAGAUCUGACUGGUAGAACAGAUGCUUACAGGCGGAUGGUACAAAUAGCCAGAGAAUACACACUCAACUUUAUACUCACUGGAUCUCCAACAUCAACCGAUGCACGUUUUCCAUUAUGGCGUCCAGCGAAUGCUCAAAGGUCUCCUCACAUGUCGAUAGGUCCUGUCAUAGAGCUGAAGGAUGAUAUUUUGGGAGACAGGGCAGCAUUGUGGGACUCCAUCUACGAGGAACACUACCGAGGCCCACUAGUCCCUGAUGGUUAUACGGGUGCCGCCUCAUCUAUAAUGAUCUCGAAAAUAAUAAUUUUCAUGGCAGUUACCGUUGGCAUGUUAAAUUGGUGA
Molecule: messenger RNA, 1692 nt
Organism: Spodoptera littoralis (African cotton leafworm)
Lineage: Eukaryota; Metazoa; Arthropoda; Insecta; Lepidoptera; Noctuidae
Source: the annotation of a GenBank genome assembly